This is a messenger RNA of Priapulus caudatus, 4319 nucleotides long. Its product is annotated as phosphorylated CTD-interacting factor 1-like. Gene Ontology annotation, molecular function: RNA polymerase II C-terminal domain binding; mRNA (2'-O-methyladenosine-N6-)-methyltransferase activity. The transcript is spliced from 15 exons. Gene Ontology annotation, cellular component: nucleus. Bases 99 to 2174 code for a protein of 691 amino acids. The record is from RefSeq and is a predicted model, not a curated record. NCBI's taxonomy places the organism in Eukaryota, Metazoa, Priapulida, Priapulimorpha, Priapulimorphida, Priapulidae.
CAAAAUGGCGUCUGGUGGUGUUGAUUUUUUGGCGUUGUGCUUGAAAAUUUGAAAAUAUUGCAGUGAUUUAUAAGUGUAGUGGUGUCAGGAUAGCAGGCAUGGCCAGUACAAGUAAUUCAGGUUCAAACGGAAGGACCAAAAAUGUACCCGCUGAAACGAGUGCCGGACACCAAGGUGAUGGUGACGUGAAUCUGUCCGCAUCCUCGCCUCAGCCUCCAAUGUCUCCGGACGGCUCCCAGGAGCUACCUCCAGCCCUCGUGAAGGCUGGGUGGCGAAAAUUCUGGAGUCAGCGGGAAAAUCGACACUAUUACUUCAACAAGUCUUCAGGGCAGUCCAUCUGGGACCUUGCGCUUUUGUACUCUCUGCCGAGUGCAACAACCGAUCCCCUGGGAAUAUCCAUGACAGUUCACUCGCCUGUUGGGCUACCGGCUCGUCCAUCUCUACCUGUUCCUGGUGACAAGCGAAGGCCAUCUGGGGACUUACUACCAGGACAAAGCCCUGCGAAGAAACUCAAUCUCCUGCCGUUAAGCGGGUAUUGGGAGCUGGAGUUGGGGUCAAACGUGCUGAUUAUGGCGAGACCGCCUAGUCUUCACCCGCCGCCUCCACAUCCGGAGGUAGAACAACUGCGUGCAAGGCUGGUUGCUAAGCUUCGCCAUCAGUACCAGGAGUUGUGUCAUUCGCGAGAAGGCGUAGAUGCGCCGAAGGAAUCCUUUAACCGGUGGCUUCUGGAGAGGAAGGUUCAGAGCAACGGGAAGGAUCCACUGCUCCCGAGCGGCUGUCCAUCGGAAGUCUCCGUGUCGAUGUACCGAGAGAUCAUGAACGACAUACCCAUCCGUCUCACGAAGCCAAAGUUCUCGGGUGACGCCAGGAAGCAGCUUGCACGAUAUGCGGAGGCAGCGAAGAAGAUGAUAGAAACGCGCAAUGGCCCAAAGGACAGCAGAAAGCUCGUCAAGUGGAAUGUAGAGGACACGUUUCAGUGGCUGCGAAAUCAGUUUGGUGCUUCUUAUGACGACUACCUUAAACGACUGGCCUACCUGAAGCAACAGUGUCAGCCUCACCUCACCGAGGCAGCGAAGCCAUCUGUUGAAAGCAUUUGCAGCAAAAUCUACAACCUGUCAUGCGAUUACGCACAGAAGUGCAUGCAAAAGCACUGGGAGGUUCUCAAGGAGCACAACAUUGAAGAGGUGACAGAACCACCUGCAGUGCCACCACCACAUAAGGUGGCCUGUUACCCCGUCCAGUUCCUGAUACCGUGCCCACGGCUACCCAAGGUCGAACGUAUCAUCGAAGGUGACAUCGCUAUGUUGAAGUUUAAUGGGGAGGUGAUGAAACUCAGUGUGCUGUACUUCCAAAAGUUGGAGCAUUUAUAUAGAUACAGUUGCAAGGAGGACCAGCUUUUCAGCAAUUUUCUGGCCAGGGCUUGGUGCCUUCUCCGGCGAUACCAGACAUACUUCGGAGUGUUAGCCAACGAAGGAAACGGUCUCCAGGGGGCUUUGCCCAUACCUGUGUUUCAAACACUGCACAAGCAUUUUGGCGUGACCUUUGAGUGUUUUGCCUCACCGCUGAACUGUUACUUCCGCCAGUACUGCUCAGCGUUUGGUGACACAGAUGGUUACUUUGGAUCGAGAGGGCCAAUACUGGAUUUUUUCCCGACAAGCGGUUCAUUCGAAGCAAACCCACCUUUCUCUGAGGAACUCAUAGACGCGAUGAUUGAUCAUUUUGAGCGGCUCCUCACCUUGUCGCAAGAACCACUGUCCUUUAUCAUCUUCAUGCCAGAGUGGCGAGAUCCACCGAUAGCCGGUGUUCUGCGGCUGGAGGGCAGUAGAUGGAAGCGAAAGCAAGUGUCCAUUCCACCAUUUGAUCACGAGUAUAGGCACGGCUUCCAGCACAUCUGCUCCCGGACCGAGAUGUACCAGCGGUCAGCGCACGCAACCUUCGCCGUCUUUCUCCAAAAUGACGCCGGCUUUGCGAAAUGGGAGCCGACGGAAGAGCGCGUGCAGGCGCUGGUCAACGCCUACAAGCCGGGCAGCCACGACGCCGAGGUGCCAGCGGAGAGCAAGCCGGAUGCUGCCGGUGCCGUUGCCAGUGCCGUUGCCGGUGCCGGUGCCGUUGCCAAGGAGAACUCGCCGAAAGAGAACAGCAAGGAUGCCGGCGCUCGGCGAAGCGUCAGCUGAUGACUCGAGUCGAAAGAGAACAGGGCAAAUGCGGCGGUCUUUGCUAGACUGUCGGGCGACGCCUGCCUGGAAGAAGCGCGGGUGAGGUUCCAGUUGGUCGCGGUUUGUCGGAACAUUCACGGCGCGCCCGUGCGAGGGUGUGUGCAAAUGUGCAAAGUAUGGUAAUGCUUUACGGUGAAGUAUAGCUAAGCACCAUGUGUGCGCGAAUGGUGUACGCACUUCCACGUCCAAGUGCAUAUGUUUGCAUCUGAGCAUGGUUGUGGCGUGCGUGCAUGUUUAGGUGAAGGUGUAUGUAUCUGCAACCCAGCAUGCAGGUGUAUGCACCUUCAAGCACACGUGUGGUGGCGGGCGUGCGUGAAAGUGUUCUUGAGGCAUGUUGAGUAAGGAUUCGUGAUUGUGUGCAUGUGUGUGCAAGAGUAUUUGGAGCAUGUUGUCCAUGCAAGCAAUUUGCAAGGGCAUGCAUGGAGAUGUGGUAAUGUCAUCACCGUAGUAAAUAUGUGGCAAUUAAUGCAUGCAUAGUUUCCUAAAGGCCAGCUGUACACGAGAUGCUAGUUUCAAAUAAUUUAUAUUUUUUUAUUCUACUGUUUAUAUAGUCAUAAUAUAGCUGUCAUAGUUAGGGCUAGAUUCAAUGCAGUAUGAUAGGUAGCAUUGGUAGAGCUGGUUAAUUUUUAAAAAAUCGACUCGGUGCUCCGACGGUUGGCAGGGUCUACAACAUUUGUAGGCAGCUUUUGUAAUGUGGGUCCAGCUUUAAACCAUUUAGUUGUUUGUACAGGUCUGUGUGCACAGCAAACUCAUUCGAAGCAGAUAGCUCCCUCUGCUGGGAAUAAUGGUAAACUGCUAUAACUGCUAAUAUUCUUUGCAACACGGGGCAAAGGCCCACGACUUUGGAAAUUUGUCACUCUUUCCUAUUAUUAUAUAAAACUUGGUUAGAGUAUUAACUAAGAAACUCAAUAACAAAGAAUGCGAUGUCUAAAUAAAAUGGAUAAUAACUCUAGAACUAGAAUAAGAAUACGUACACGCAGGCACGCACACGCGCGCACACAGACUUGUACCUUGUAACAUAAUGUAAAUAAAUGAAGGUCCAGUGAGGUGCCAUAUUAAUGUAUAAACGUAGUAAACUAGUAUACUACUUCAUGUGUAAAGCUUAUUAAAAGAAGUAUGAUAUAAAGUAAGCAAAUGUCACAUUACUAUAACCUUCUGUCACCUAUAUUGUUAAAGUAUGGUUAGGUAAAUUAUAUAUACACUAGCUGUACGCCGUUACUGUAAAUACAGUGUAUUCGACUGUUUAGCUACGUAUAAAAUAAUAGUAUUUGAAAAAAAACGUAUCAAUAUAGGACUAUAGUCAUUUAUUUGUUUGAGGGUUAACCUGGCAAUUGGGAACCUUUGGUGCGGAUGCAGUGUCAGCGCAACUGGUGUAGCGUUGAGGUAGUGCUACUGUCUUGGCCAUCUGCUAUGCACAAUCACUCGUGAUCCGCCCUCUGUUGAUAACCAUAUGAUAUGUUUCAAUAUAACAUAAUAGCUCCAUUGUUGCUAGUGACGCUUCGCUUCCUAGCUAUAUUGAGGUGCCAGCCAAUGGUAUAGGAGACCCAUGUGCCUGAGAGUGCAUUGCAAAGUAAGUAUUCAUGGUUCGCCAAAUGAUGCAAUAAUGAACGAUGAAAAUCGUGUAUUUUAUGUUGCUAAACCAGGCAGGUAGUAUUAGCCACGAUUUGUAGUAUUGCGUGAAAUAGUAGAAAGUAACAGACGUGAGUAAGAAAAUGUUAAGAAUUAAUCUGGACUGUAAUAACGUUUACUAUCUUGUGUCAAUGCGUUUUGUGCAGAGAAUCUGAACAAAGCUUAAUAUUAGACAAUGAAUGGCCAGUCGUAGUGUGAAAGCAGUAGCUUUAGUAACGAUGUUCAGUUGUUUGUUCAUUUUAUUCACGCGCUUAUUUAAGGUGGACGGGGAUACUAACAGCAUGUGAAGUAGGGAGUGUAAUUGCGCGAGCAAGAGGUUCGCGGGUUAGCUCGUGUCGGUUGAUGAUGUCAAUGAUAUGUUAAUCAUAUAUUGUCGUGUUGUGUUUAGUUCAAUGUUCUUAGAACAAUACUCACUGUUUUUGUUUAAUAUAUCGCUAGUGUACAUGACUGUGGCGAACGGUAUGCGAUUUUUUA